AACAUUUUACCCGGAAGCGAUGGGUUGUUGCUAGCAUUGUAUUUCGUUGUUUGCUAGCUUGGACAUUAGAGCAAUAUGAUAUUAACCACCGUUAUUUGAAGUUGUGUAUUUAAUAGGCCUCGACAUAUAAAUACAUUUAGCUAUAAUGUCAGAUAGGAAGCGAUCUCGAGAGAAGGAAGAUAGGAGAGAACAUAAAAGACACAAGGAAUCAAAACACGAGGAGGAGAAGAUCCGAAAACAUGACAAAAAACUUAAUCUCGAAGUGCAGAAAAUCAAGCAUGUGGAGACUUUCUAUGAAAACCCACCCCCUGGACUUAUAAAGGAAUAUGACGAUCGACCAGAGGACUGCAUCCCGAAUGACCCAGGCAACGAGCAGGCACGGGACUUCCUGGCCAGUGCUCCCACCAAAGGCUUAUGGAUGCCCCUGGGGAAGGAAGUGAAAGUCAUGCAGUGUUGGAGAUGCAAACGCUAUGGACACAGGACUGGAGACCGAGAGUGUCCAUUCUUCAUCAAGGGAAACCAGAAACUGGAGCAGUUCAGGGUGGCCCACGAGGACCCCAUGUAUGACCUGAUCAGGGAGAACAAGCGCAAUGAGAAGGAAAUGCGCAUCCAGCAGCUCCAGCAGCUGUUACAGGACACUACGUCUGACGACGACGACGACGACUCCAGCUCCUCCUCCUCCUCAUCAUCCUCGUCCUCCUCCUCUUCCUCCGGCCAUGGUCACAAACACAAGAAGAAGAGAUCCAAGGAGAAGAAGAAGAAGAGAGAAAAGAAGAAGGCCAAAGAGAAGAAAAAGAAGAGGAGGAGGAGCGCACACAGGCACAAGUCGAGGACGAGGAGCAAGGGCUCUGAGUCAGACUGACUGACUGUGUAAGGGGGCUGAAUCUGAAUGAGGCCCUGGGGUGGGUAGAGAGAGAGAGAGAGAGAGAGAUGGAUGGAGGAUCAGUGAAGAUGGAGAAUAGAUGGUGGGUGGGCGGAGAGGAGAUGCAAGUAUUGUUGUGGAUGGGAUGAGUAGGGGGGGGGGGGGGGGGGGGGAUGCAGGGCAGCUGCACUCCUCCACCCCCAACCCCACUCCCCCCUUGGGCCACCCCCCCCCCCCCCCCCCCUUCCCACCCUCAGGAGCUGUUGAAUAAUGCAUGGACUUGCCUCUGCUUUCUCCAGCAUGGGUGGUGUUGAGCUUGUUAGGCAUCUGCACUGGACACAGCACGCACAAGUGGCCGUGCUGUAUGGCAAUAAAACUGCAUGGUGUGACCCCAGCUGAACGGACGUUGGUGACGAAGGAGUGGGAAAAGAUGGUGUCUGAGAUGCAUAUCAGGUGCAGGACACGUGUAUUUUUCUAUCAGAGAAGACUAUGAUGGAUGAUGUAAUGCAUUGAAUUACUGUACUGCAGUAUGUUUCUUGUAUUCUCCAUAUUUCUUUGCAUGUCCUGCGUUUAUCCUUUUGCUGUUUUUUUUUCCCCACGUAAGAUUGGUUAUGUGAAAGGCCACUGAUUACCAUGAUGAAGCAGGCUGAUUGAGUGAAUGAAUCAAAUAAAUUUGAAAUGCCA
Alosa sapidissima (American shad) is the source of this 1546-nucleotide messenger RNA. RefSeq names its product RP9 pre-mRNA splicing factor (gene rp9). The coding region runs from base 146 to 862 and encodes 238 amino acids. The transcript is spliced from 6 exons. NCBI's taxonomy places the organism in Eukaryota, Metazoa, Chordata, Actinopteri, Clupeiformes, Clupeidae. The record is from RefSeq and is a predicted model, not a curated record. Gene Ontology annotation, biological process: RNA splicing.